UCAUACAAACAUUUCAGCGUAGCACGGUUGUGUAGCUCUAUAAAUAUAUAUUUUUUUUCAAAAUGAAGAUCACUGGAUACAAACAUGAACUUCUUGAUAAAUAUAUGAGUGAAAUCACAUCGAGGGUCGCAGCGGAGUCUGGUAUACCUAGUGAUCGGUAUCAUUUUGGGAAACUGGUCCUGCAGAGCUUGAAGGAUGAUCCCGAUUUUCUUAUGCAGACUGACGGUGGAACCGGUGAAUCGGAGACAAACGGAUCAGUAUUAAAAAGAAGCAUUAGAUGUGUGGCGUGCUUCAAGAAGUUAGGUCUGAAGAUCGGUGACGUCAUCAUCCUCAUGGGCGCAAACAACCUCGACCAGGCUAUACCGUUCUACGCCGCGCUUUUCGAAGGCAUCAUUAUUGCGGCCAUCGAUAAAACUUUAGGAGUCAGUGAAUUAAAUGAUGUUUUCAGCGCCAACAAGCCCAAACUCAUUUUCUGCCAAGGAGACAAAGUGCAGGACGCUAAGAAAGCUCUAGAGCUGGCGGGUGGUGACGGGAGAGUUAUCAGUUAUGACAGGAGUCCUGAUACCAUCAGCUUCUCUGAUAUGAUGGAGAUUUAUGGAGAAGAUAUCGAUGUAAAGGAUUAUAAAGCUGCUGACUUUGAUCCAGAAGAAACAAUAGCUCUGGUUGUAGCUACAAGUGGUUCUACCGGUCUACCUAAAGCUGCUAUCCUGACGCAUAAGAAUAUAACUGUAUCUAGUACCUAUUUUGGAAGUUUCGGUAAGAAGUUUCCAAGAAUCACGAAGUGUAGUCUUAUCGUAUCACCCUUACAGUGGCUCUCAGCGCUCAUCCACUACCUAGUUGGACCCAUAUUCCAGUAUUCCAGAUUACAGACCUCCGCAGAGCUUACCACUGAACACAUAUUCGACAUGAUCAAUAAAUACAGGCCAACAUUACUCAUAUCCAGUCCGCCCACGAUGAUCACUUUGCUCAAGGAAGCUGAAACAAAAGAAUGCGACUUUUCUUGUUUCGAAAUAGUAUUCCUCGCUGGAAGUGCUGUUUCGGAUCAUCUUAAGGCGACAUUACAAAGUCGGGCACCAAACACUCAAGUUGUAAAUGGAUAUGGAAUGAGUGAAAUUGGAGGAAUUGUUUUCUUCCCUUACGACGUUCCGCUCAGCAGUUGUGGGAAACCAUUCGCGCACAUGCAAUAUAAGCUGAUGAAUGUUGAAACAGGUGAAGAAGUAAAAGAACCUCACAAGAUUGGAGAGCUGUGGGUGAAAGCGCCCGGUGGAGUUCGGGGCUACUACAAUUACCCAUUGGAGACAGCCGAAGCAAUAACAAAAGACGGUUGGUACAAGAGUGGAGACCUCCACUACAGAGAUGAAGACGGGAACUAUUACUUUGUGGAACGUUUGAAGCUUUUGUUGAAGUAUAGGAACCACCAGAUAUCGCCAGUCGAGCUGGAGGAAGUGAUACAGAAACUGCCAGGAGUGCUGCACGUGGCUGUGUCGGGAGUACCAGACCCUGACUGUGGGGAGCUUCCCAUCGCCUUCGUGGUACCCAGACCGGAGGCUGACAUCACUGAGAAGGACGUUAAGAAUAUUGUCAAAGAAAACCUGACAGACACCAAGUUGCUGCGAGGUGGUGUUGUGAUGCUGAAAGAACUCCCGUUACUGCCUUCAACUAAACUGGACAGGACUAAGCUGAAACAAUGGGCAGCAGCAUUCGCGAAAAAGAACUAAAUGAAAAAUACUUCUACUACAUGGAUAACCGAGUGGCUAGGACACCACGAAAAUUAUGACUGUAUGCGAUGCGUUGCAGAUUCCAUUCACAGGGACGAGUUUUUGUGUUCCCCAAAGCUUGUUCUAUUUUUGGAUGCUAAUGUUGAAUAUUAUAAUAAAAAGAUACAAAAACGUU
Messenger RNA from Trichoplusia ni (cabbage looper), 1893 nucleotides. Its product is annotated as luciferin 4-monooxygenase-like. Bases 63 to 1718 code for a protein of 551 amino acids. Gene Ontology annotation, molecular function: long-chain fatty acid-CoA ligase activity. Lineage: Eukaryota; Metazoa; Arthropoda; Insecta; Lepidoptera; Noctuidae. The record is from RefSeq and is a predicted model, not a curated record. Gene Ontology annotation, biological process: long-chain fatty acid metabolic process; fatty-acyl-CoA biosynthetic process. The transcript has 11 exons.